UUCUUAAAAGUUUCCGCAUAAAGCCAAGCCAGCUGAAAGAGAAAUUAUACAUUAUACAUGAAGACAGUGGUGGACUUAGCGAUGAGCAGAUUACAGCACUAAGAAGAUACCAGCCCACUUUAAAGGAUAUGGACAUGUAUCAGUCAUUUAAAGGUUCUCCUUCAGAACUACAUCUGGUGGACCAGUUUAUGCUCGAAAUGUGUAAAAUACCUAACCUAGGCCAAACGUUGGACCUCCUGCUUGCCAUACGUGAACUUCCAGCCUCCAUGGCAGAGCUGGAGCCACUCAUCAGCCAGAAAAUCCAUGCAUGCAAACAGCUACAGGACAGCCCAAAGUUUGUUGCUGUGCUGAAGUAUAUCUUAGCCAUGGGGAACUAUUUGAACGAAAAGGCUGGGAGAGAGAAGGCCAGUGGUUUUCGGCUCUCUUCUUUGACCAAAUUAUCAUUGCUACGAGGUAAAGAACAGAGCUUCACCUUGCUGCAUGCCCUUGUGGAGCAGAUCUUCUUACACAAUCCUGAUUUGGCUGAAUUUCCUCAGGAGUUGACAGAAAUUAAAGCUCUGUCUGGAGCCUCCAUCAAAGGUCUCAGUGCUGAAGUUGAAGUUUUACGGAAAGAAUUAGCAAGCAUCAUCGAGUGCAGAAGACAAGUCAAACCCAAGGUUAUCAAGGCGGGAACUCUGGAGUCACAGUUCUACAAAAAACUAAAGGAUUUGAUUCAGGAGUAUGAAGAAAUCCUUUCUCAGGUCUCUAGAAGAUGCACAGAAAUGAAGAAGGUGUACCAUGAAAUCCUGGUGAAAUUUGGAGAAGCAGAAGAUCGAGACUCUGAAGAGUUUUUUGGCUGGAUUUCGACAUUUAUCAGUGAAUUCAGGAAGGUCUUGCUGGAGAUUAUGUCAUGAUGGUGGAAACAGAACUUUGUUGCCUCAAUCAUCACUACAAUUAUGGUUGGUGUA
This is a messenger RNA of Euleptes europaea (tarantolino), 947 nucleotides long. Its product is annotated as delphilin-like. The record is from RefSeq and is a predicted model, not a curated record. Bases 129 to 893 code for a protein of 254 amino acids. Lineage: Eukaryota; Metazoa; Chordata; Lepidosauria; Squamata; Sphaerodactylidae. The transcript is spliced from 9 exons.